Messenger RNA from Thamnophis elegans (Western terrestrial garter snake), 6774 nucleotides. RefSeq names its product leucine rich repeat kinase 1 (gene LRRK1). Bases 401 to 6505 code for a protein of 2034 amino acids. The transcript has 35 exons. Lineage: Eukaryota; Metazoa; Chordata; Lepidosauria; Squamata; Natricidae. Gene Ontology annotation, molecular function: protein binding; protein kinase activity; ATP binding. Gene Ontology annotation, biological process: protein phosphorylation. The record is from RefSeq and is a predicted model, not a curated record.
ACUCGCCUUGCCGAGCCGGAAGACCCCACCCCCGGCCGGGCAAUCGAGGAAGUGGCGGGGCUGCUCAAGCAGGCAAGCCGAACGCUUCCUCCUCCUCCUCUCCUCCUCCUCCUCCGGCUUGGCUCCGUUUCCCCCAGCGGCGCAGGCAAGGACGGGCAUCGCCACCGGUGGGCGUCCCGGGCAGUUGGCCUUUCUGCGCACCCCCUCCCCGCUUUCUUCCUCUUUCCAAGUCCCGAGACGUGGAAAGCGCACGCCGAGGUGCCCCGCGAGUCUUGCCCAGAUGGAGGGCGCGGGGAGCGAGGCCCCGCAGAGCCAUUCCCUUCUGAGCUGUGAUGUAUAAUCCGGUGCUUUGAAGAUGGAUAUGCUAGACUGGCUCUGCGGACGAUGCUUCAUAUAUUAGAUGUGUUGGAGUGCUGAUGGUUUAAAACUUUCUGCCAACUGCGAGAGAAUGUAUUGGUGUGUCGGGAGAGAAGAAACUGCAGAAAAUGGCGAGAAUCCCAGAGAGGAGCAAGAAGAAAUGUCAGACAUGGGCAUCCAGCAGCCCACAAUGGAAUCUUUCUCCCCUGGCCAGACCUCUGCGCGUGAGACCAUUCAGAGUCUGUACCGAAGAGGAGACUUUGAGGUGGCUCUACAGAUGGUCCGAGCAGCCAGCACGAAGAAUCUCUCUCAAGAGGAGAAGGGACACCUGUUGAGCCUGUCAACCACCUAUGGGGACCUUCAGGCUGUCAGAUACUUGUUAAAAGAGACAGAUGUGUCCAUAAGCCUUGAGCCCAGUGAUGAUAAUCCAGCGGUGGUAGCUGCGUAUUUUGGACAUAAGGACAUAGCACAAGAAUUGCUGGAUUCUUUUCUUGGGGCAACGAACAUCUUGCAACUGCUGAAUUGGAUGUUGGUGGUGGCUUGUCAACAAGGCCAUCUAGAAGUGGUUAAGCUCUUGGUGCUGGUAUACAAAGCGAACCCUGACAGCUACGCCAUGAGAAAGAAUGAGUUCCCCGUCCUCCUUCGAUUGCCGCUUUACGCCGCCAUGCAAGAAGGCCAUGACGAUAUUGCUGCCUUUUUGCUGGAGAAUGGUUCCUUCUUUUGUUCUUACACACUAAUGGAUUGUCCCAAGGCGAGCAAACGGCUUCUUUGCAAUCAUUUCAUUGAACCAGUUUCUUCAUCCAGGAAUGUCCAGGCAAAACCAGGUCUUUCUGUGAACUGGUCCAAGCUCAAAUUGCCUUGGGUGGAUUUUGACUGGCUGAUAGAUCUUUCCCAUCAAAUAACGGAGCUGGACCUCUCUGCUAAUCAACUGACCUCCUUGCCGUCCAUCAUUCCUUGGGGUUUGAUGAACCUUCAGAAACUGAACCUCUCCGACAACCGAUUAAAACAGCUGCUUGACGUACCGUCCUCAGAUGGAAUCAUUUGCACGAAGUUACUGGCGAUUGACAUAUCUAACAACAGGUUCCUCAGCCUUCCUUCUGGUUUAUUACACCUUUCUAGACUCCAAAGACUCGCUGCUUCCCAAAAUUAUUUGGAAAGACUCUUUGAUGAGGAGAACACAACCAACUGGAUUGGAUUAAGAAAACUGCAGGAAUUAGACAUCUCGGACAAUAGAUUAUCGGAGCUGCCUGUUUCCUUUCUGCACUGCUUGAAAUCAUUACAAAGCCUCAACGGAUCCAGCAAUAACUUAAAAGUGUUUCCUCUGCCGUGGGCCUGUCCUUUGAAAUCUUGCAAAGUAGCUAGAAAUAUGCUGGACUCUCUGCCUGACACUUUGGCAGUGUUUUGGAAAAACCAUCUCAAGGAAGUAGACUUUUCCUACAAUUCUUUGAAAGAUCUUCCACAGGGUCUCUUCCAGCUUGAAGCUCUGGUUUCCUUGAAACUUUCUGGGAAUCAGAUAGUUGUGUUACCGUCUCCUGAGAAAUGGUCUUGCCGGUUGUUGAAAUCUUUGGAUCUCUCCAAGAAUCAACUUGGAAAAACUGAGGAAGGGACCAAAACUAAAUGGAUUCCAUUAUUCUCUACAAGGAACAGAACUUGUGUUGGCAGCGAGAUAGAAUAUACCCUACAGUUUCCUGAAUUCCUGGCCGAUACAUUGGAAGUCCUCUAUCUGAAUGACAAUCAACUAGACUCUGUCCCACAAUCGGUUUGUCUCCUCAGAGGGCUGUCAGAACUCUACUUAGGAAAUAACCCAGGUAUUCAAGAGCUUCCUACUGACCUUGGACAACUGGUUAAUCUUUGGCAGCUGGAUAUUGAGGAUCUAAACAUUGGCAAUCUUCCAGCGGAGAUCAGAAAAGAGGGCAACCUUCUCCUUCAAACUCAGAGCUCCCAGUACAGCCAUUUCAUGGAUUCCACAUCUCUCCCCUCCCCCACCCCCGGACCCAAGACCAUUUUAGCUUAUUUACGCGCCCAGCUACGCAAAGCAGAGAGAUGUAAUGUGAUGAAAAUGGUGGUGGUAGGUCCUCCCCGACAGGGAAAAUCCACCUUGGUUGAGAUCCUGCAGACAGGGAAACCUUCUCUUUCAAUGCCUGACAAUGCCACCAUACGGACCACAAGAUGGGAGCUCCAGAGACCCGCUGGAUUCAAAUCCAAGGUUGACGCCGUUGAGUUGAACGUCUGGGAUAUCGGCGGCCCCUCCACCAUGUCAACAGUCAACCAGUGCUUCUUCACAGAUAAGGCAUUGUACAUUGUCAUCUGGAACUUGGCCCUGGGAGAAGAAGCUGUGGCAAAUCUUCAGUUCUGGUUACUCAGUAUUGAGGCCAAGGCUCCAAAUUCAGUUGUGCUGGUGGUAGGGACGCAUCUGGACCUCAUUGAAACAAAAUUCCGUGUCGAGAGGAUUGCCACCUUAAGAGCCUACGUUCUGGCUCUCUGUCGAUCUCCCUCUGGCUCAAGAGCCACUGGUUUUCCAGACAUCACAUUGAAGCAUUUGCAUGAACUCUCAUGCAAAACAUUGGAAGGUCUGGAUGGAUUGCGACAGCUGAUCUUCCACAUCAGCACAAACAUGAAGGAUGUCGGAAAUUCCAUCGGCUCACAGAGGCUUGUUGGGAGAUUGGUCCCGAGGAGCUAUUUGAGUCUUCAAGUAUCCGUCACAAUUGAGCAACAGAGGAGAAGCCAAAACGAUAGCGUGCAAUAUCUCACCGACAAGGAAAUACAAGGGAUCAUUGAGAAAACUCCAGCCAAUGACAUCAAGGAUUAUGAAGACAUGCAGUCUGCCAUCAAUUUCCUGAUCGAAACUGGGACGCUGAUGCAUUUCCCAGAUACAAGCCAUGGGCUGAGGAACCUCUACUUCCUUGACCCCGUGUGGUUGUCUGAAUGCCUGCAAAGAAUCUUCAACAUCAAAAGCUCCAAGUCAAUUGCCAAGAAUGGCGUGAUCAAAUCCGAGGACCUCCGGAUGCUGAUGGUCGGGACGGGGUUCACCAAGGAAACCGAAGAGCAGUAUUUCCAAUUCCUUGCCAAGUUUGAAAUUGCAUUACCGAUAGCAAACAACAGUUAUCUCCUACCCCACCUGCUUCCUGCCAAGCCAGCCUUUGAUGUUCACGGCUUACGGCACCAGACAACAAACACCAUCCAAAGAGUAUUCAAGAUGAGCUUCGUCCCUGUUGGGUUUUGGCAACGGUUCAUAGCCCGGAUGCUGAUCAGCCUUGCAGAGAUGGAUCUUCAGUUCUUUGAAAACAAGAGGGUGACCAAGACCAGAAAUAAAAGUUCUGUAAUCUACAGCUUUACGGGCACACAAAGAAACAGAUGCAGCACAUUCCGUGUUAAAAGAAAUCACACAAUUUAUUGGCAAGAGGGAUUGUUUGUCUCCUUCGAUGGAGGCUAUUUGAGCGUGGAGUCCUCUGAUGUGAAUUGGAAGAAGAAGAAAAGUGGUGGCAUUAAAAUCAUCUGCCAGUCAGACGUGAGGGAUUUUUCAGCCAUGGCUUUCAUCACUGAUCACGUGAAUUCUUUGAUCGACCAAUGGUUUCCUGCCCUCACUGCCACCGAGAGUGACGGGAGUCUACUGAUGGAGCAAUAUGUACCUUGCCCCAUCUGUUCAACCACAAAGUCCCAGGAUGGAGAGGACAACCCCAAAAAAGAAGAUGGACAGUACUUCAAUAUGGAAGACUGUUUUCUCACAGCUAUUGAACAAGACCACAUCACCUGUGCCCAGCACCCAGAUCUACCUGUCCCUUUACAGGAGCUGGUCCCUGAACUUUUCAUGACGGACUUUCCAGCCAGAUUAUUCUUGGAAAAUAGCAAACUGGAAUACGUAGAAAAUGAAAACAGUAUCCUCGGCCAAGGAGGAAGUGGGACAGUUAUCUACCGGGCACAGUAUCAAGGGAAGCCGGUAGCCAUCAAGCGUUUUCAGAUUAAAAAGUAUAAGACUUCUGCCAAUUCAGCAGGAGACACCAUGCUGAGGCAUCUGCGGGCAAUGGAUGCCAUGAAGAGCUUCUCGGAAUUCCGCCAAGAGGCCAGCAUGCUCCACUCACUGCAGUACCCCUGUGUGGUCUCCCUGACUGGGAUCAGCAUCCACCCGCUCAGCUUGGCCUUAGAACUGGCUCCUUUGGGCAGCCUGACCACUGUACUCGCAGAAAACUCUAAAGGAGCUCCCUUUGUGCCUCUGGGGCCUAUGCUGACCUUCAAGAUCACCUAUCAGAUUGCCGCAGGCCUGGCCUACCUUCACAAGAAGAAAAUCAUUUUCUGUGACUUGAAAUCCGACAACAUCCUCGUGUGGUCUUUAGACGUGAAGGAAAGCAUCAAUAUCAAACUGUCCGACUAUGGGAUUUCUCGGCAGUCCUUCCAUGAAGGAGCUUUGGGGGUGGAGGGCACUCCUGGCUAUCAGGCUCCAGAGAUACGACCUCGCAUUGUUUACGACGAAAAGGUGGACAUGUUUUCCUAUGGAAUGGUGUUGUAUGAGCUGCUGUCGGGGCAACGACCCAUCCUGGGACAGCAUCAGCUGCAAAUUUCAAAGAAACUCUCCAAGGGGAUUCGGCCCGUCCUGGGCCAGCCAGAAGAAGUACAGUUCCACCGACUGCAGGCUCUCAUGGUGGAAUGUUGGGACACCAAACCUGAAAAGCGGCCCCUGGCCAUUUCGGUUAUAGGACAAAUGAAAAGUCCUUCCUUUGCCACAUUCAUGUACUUCUUGCCCUGUGGGAAACAGUCUGUCUUCUCUUCCCAAGGACAGGACCACACCGUAGUAUUCUGGGAUGAGAAGGAAGAUACUAGGAACUACACCGUAGUAAACACGGAGAAAGGAUUCGUAGAGGUUUCCAAAAUGAGUUGCCCAGGAAUGAAACUAUGCUGCCAGUUGAAACUUCAGAACUCUCUUUGGACUGCAACGGAGGACCAGAAGAUUUACAUAUAUAGUUUACAAGGGAUGUGUCCUCUGAACACACCACAGAAAGGCAUAGACACUCCAGCUGUUGUCACCUGCUUUCUUGCAGUGCCUUUGCUGGAAAAGAACUGCUACAUGGUCCUGGCUGGCUUAUCGGAUGGACUGAUUGCAGUUUUCCAAGUCACGGCUGGUGCCCUGCAGGACAGUUGCCGCUAUCUUUGCUCCCACACGGCAAACCGUUGCUUGUUCAAUAUCGGUGAUGACGACCCCCGCCAGAACCCUUACUCUGUGAAAGCCAUGGAAAUGGCCAACAGCGGGGCAGAAGUCUGGUACAGCAAUGGCCCUGGUAUCCUCAUCAUAGACUGCAAAGCUAUGGAAAUCACCAGGCGACUGGAGCCCUACAGUCCGCCAUCCACAGUGGUAUCCAUUGCGUGCAGCUCCGAUUGCAACGGGGAAGAAGUGACCUGGUGUUUAGACGAUGCCACCAACUUCCUGCUGAUGUACUAUACCUCCAGCUAUCAGCUCUGUGCCCGAUACUUCUGUGGGGAUUGUAGCCCCCUGAGGGACAUGUUCACCGUUCAACAACCUUCAACCUUGAUUCCUACAACACUAACGGCCGACAGGCAGGUGGCCCCUGAGAGCAGCUCUUUGGCCAACGUGAGCAUCCUUCAGAGCCGAGAACUUGGCACUCAAAUACUAAAUCAUCAGGACUCCCUGACAGACUACUGCUCUAUGUCCUCUUAUUCGCCAUCGUCUCCUAACAGGAUGCUGAGAUCUUCCUCAAGUUUCCCAAGCUCCCCCGCCAGUUCGUCCAGUACACCUUUCUUGACUGACUGUGAAGAGCUCAACAAGCUUCCAGAGCCAAACCUUCCUUCAGAGAAGAUCGAAACGUCUCUCCAAGCUGUACGGAUCCUACCUGUAAAAGAUCUCUUGUGGAUUCCCAGACAAGGUGGUGAUAUCAUUGUGAUUGGCUUGGAGAAGGAAGCCAUCUCUCAGCGGGGAAGAGUCAUCGCUGUGCUGAAGGCUGUGGAGCUGACCUCCUAUGGGACCCUGGUUGAUGCUGCUGUCCUGGCCAAAGACCGGGUUGUGUGUUGCUUCCGCAAUGAGUUGAUGGAAUGGUGCGUAGCUCUCUGGAGGAGUUGGGGAGCCAAAGACUUUGAUCUCUUCUACCAAUCGCAUGAAGACUUAGGGAGACUGGAAAUUUCCCUGCGCAAGAGAAGGUAGUGUCCGUAGAUCAGGGCCCCCGAUUAGAAAACUGACACCCUUUGAUGUCUUGAAGACACCCAAACUUUUCUUUCAAAAAGGGAGUAGCAGCUCCCAGGUUCUGCUGCUAAGAGAAACCAAAGAGGACUUCUUCUUCUUCUUCAUGCAUUUGGAUUCCCAGCCACGUAACUAUCAAACGAAUGUCCACAUCUUCCUCCAAUCCCUAUCUAACAAAAUGAAAUUCAAUGUAGAGAAAAGUAAAGUCCUACAUUUAGGUAACAAAAGUCAAA